AAACCAAAUGAGAGGACAUUGACUGGACGGUUGGGGGAUAUGAUGUCAGGGAAGGCUUUUUUUCUUCCAUAGUGGUGUGUUCGUUUGACAGAUGAAAUAGUUAUAGGACAGUUGACGUGUUGGGGUCUUUGUAGCACGAUUAGAAUUAAAUAGGCAUUUGUUAGUGAGUGGAGGGGGCUUUCACAGAGUGGAAUAGCAGACGCUAGCAGAGCAGUUUGCGGAGCGCUUGGUGUGUGGGUGUGUGUGUGUGUGUGUUUGUGUGAUUGUGUGAGAGAGGUCCCGCCACAACUAAGCGAUGCCUGGAGAUGUGGUUCCUCUGCUGGUGCUGCUGCUGUGUGUCCCGGCAGUGUGUGGAGCGUCCCAGCACAAGGGCUGCAUGCCAGACCCGGCCUCUGCCUACCGCUUCACCGGGGCAGUGUGCCGCCUGACCUACCCCGCUGCGGCUGUCCUGAAUGAGAAAACCACUGAGGUGAUUGAGGCAGCUUUCCAACACGCCAGAUACCCCAAAAUAACUGGAGAGAAGUCAAUCCUUCUCAUUGGCACAGUCAAAUAUGGCUUGGACAAUCUUGAGAUCCAUAACCUGUCCAUUGGUCGGAGCGAGUUUGAACUGCGUCCACCCAAUAGCAUUGGCAUGAAAAUCAGCAACGUGUCAGCAGUGUUCAGGGGAACACUUAACUAUGGAUACGGCAGCUGGCUGAUGAACAUCGAACAUUCAAUUGACUUUGAGAUAGAGUCACAUAUCGACUUAGGAAUCAACCCCAUGCUCUACUGUGGUGCGGGGAAAGUGGCUGCGGACACUUCUGACUGCUACCUGGACUUCCACAAGCUCAGCCUCCAGCUGCAGGGAGACAGCGAACCAAACUGGCUGAAGAAGCUCUUCACGGAUUUCAUCACAUUCACUGUCAGGCUUGUCAUCAAGGGACAGAUUUGUAAAGAAAUCAACAAGGUUGCGAACAUCCUGUCUGACUUUGUACAAGAAACAGCAGAGGCAUUUCUCAGUGACGGGAGCAUCAGCAUGGACAUAGGUGUCAUCGCAGCCCCUGUUAUCACCACUAACUACAUAGAGUCCUACCACAAGGGCCUGACGAACUACAACAACAUCUCAGCGGUUAUCAAUGAGUCUGUUUUUGAUCCAGGUCAGCUCACUGAAGACAGGAUGGUCUACUUCUGGAUCUCAGACCAAGUGCUCAACCCCAUGCUGGCUGCAGCCCACCAGGACCAACGAUUCCGCUUCGAAGUCUCAGGAGAUGAGAUCAUUGAGCUGUUUAAGAAGGAGCUUGUCAGUCCAGCACCUGCAUUUAUAGAGCAGUGUCUGGGGGAGAGUGUUCCUCCAGUACUCAGUGUGUGGAGCUUCUCCAUCCCAUUGCUGAAAACCUCUCCCAGUGGUACCAGUGUCCAGACCGAGGUGUCUGGGAUGCUCCAAUGUGGAAAUCCUCUCACACCCACUCUCUACUUCCAAAUGGGGGUCGAAGUGGUGGUCACCGCUUCAUACUCUGAAAAAAAGCUAUUUCUCCACGGUAACGCCUCUGAAAUCACUAUACUGAAGGCAGAGCUUCAACAGAACCAACAGCUGCUAGAUGCAGUGCAGCAAGAGUACUUAAGAGAGGCUGUGGAGAAGAUUGGCAUCCCAAAGAUCUUGUCUGUUCUAGAGCCUGAGCUGACAAGGCUGUUGGACAAGCAGGGAGCCAACUUGUUUGAUAUUGUGAACCCUGAAGUGCUUCCUCAGAACGGAUUUGUGUUGAUCCAGAUGGACUUUGGUUUCCCACAACAUCUCCUGGUUGAAUUCCUCCAGAAAACUCUAGAAUAACAACUCUGGAGUUCAUUUUAAUAAACCAAACUAACUAAAGUGAAUUUUAGGGAUGUUUUUUAUAGGACACGUGAGCUACAUGUCAUUGAUUUGCAGUAAUGGAAAUUCUUUAUCAUGAUUGUUUAAAUUAUGAUUUACUUUAAGGCUAUGAAUCUAAGUAAAUAUAUUGUACUAAGUGCAGGGUUUAUUGUAUCCCACCCAAUCAGUCCGUCUUCAUAAAAAAUACUUAUUUUAA
This is a messenger RNA of Gadus macrocephalus (Pacific cod), 2042 nucleotides long. RefSeq names its product cholesteryl ester transfer protein, plasma (gene cetp). Gene Ontology annotation, molecular function: triglyceride binding; cholesterol transfer activity; cholesterol binding. The record is from RefSeq and is a predicted model, not a curated record. Bases 296 to 1807 code for a protein of 503 amino acids. Gene Ontology annotation, biological process: low-density lipoprotein particle remodeling; reverse cholesterol transport; triglyceride metabolic process. Lineage: Eukaryota; Metazoa; Chordata; Actinopteri; Gadiformes; Gadidae. Gene Ontology annotation, cellular component: high-density lipoprotein particle. The transcript is spliced from 17 exons.